AUGCAGGCAACACAGGAGAAGCACCUGGAGGCAGGGAAGAAGAGGCAAGAACAGGCUAAGGAAGCCCUAAAGGAGCUGCAGGAGAUGCCGGAGAAAGGCAGACCCCGAGAGGAAGAAGCUGUGAGGAAGAAAGAGGAGCAGCUGUGGCAGGCUAUGGAGAUCCCCGCUGAGUUCUGGGCGCAGCGGCCCCAAGAGCCUCUGAGGGAGGUGACAGAGCGGAUGCAUUCACAAGUGGCCCUUCCAGAGCAGGCAGUGGCCGGAAGUGAGAAUCUCCCUGACAAUGAAGUUUUAAGAUGGGCUUCUGGAGGCCUGGCCCUCCAAGGCAUUUACCAGACAAAGGAGCUCACAGACUUCCUAGAGACGCGGGAGCAGCUCAUCGAGAUCCCAGAAGGGUUCAGGCUCCUUGCUCCCAGUCAAGGGUCCCGGCUGGAGAAAAUGGAGUUUUCAUCUUCCAAACAGGAAUCUACAUUCAGGAAGGUGGUGGAGCAGCUGGGUCUCAGCUUUGGCCUCGCAGCUCAAGGUAGCUUGUGGGGAAUAUGUGCAGAGACCAGCCAUGAUUACAGCAGAUCUUCAGAAGAGAAAGGAACCUCCGAGUCCCACUCUGAACAUGCUUAUUUUUGCACAGCCCAGUAUAACUACAUCCCACUAGCCUCAUGCCACUUUUCAAAGGACCAGCUCAGACUCUCCAGUGCAGCUUUGCAAGAACUGAGAGAGAUCGAACGGCUCUCACGACACGUCUCUGCGAAGGACAUGGGUAAUAUGCUGAAGAGCAGGUGUGAGAGGUUUUUCAAAAGGUUUGGCUCGCAUGUGAAGCAGGGACCCUUUCACUUUGGUGGCAUAUUCUGGUGGAGAGCAUCUGCUGAGGGCAUUAAGAAGGAAGAGCAACAACAGACUAAGGAGCAAAUCUCGGAUGCUCUCAGCUCCUGUGUAGAAUUCAGCUAUGCUGGCACUGUUGGUAGCAUUGCAUUGGGUCUCAAGGGAUCCAAAACAGGUUCCUCAGCAUCUUCUGACGGUGCUGCUUCCAAGAGGUCUCAAACAUCAGUUCAGUGCUCUGUCACCAAGACAGGUGGCCCCCCUGAAGUGGAUUUGCUCAUACCUUGGAAAACUGGUCUCUUGGCAAGUAAUAAAACCUGGAGUGUCAUUGAUCAAGGUGAACAGUUCAUCCCUGUGUGGGACUUUGUUCUGUCCAAUCACAGGAAAGGUUUGGGUGAUGUUCUGAAAGUGAGUAAGAGCCUCAGGGAUUCCUACGUGGCCCUAACUGACAAAAAAAUAAAUACAUCAUGUGGGGAGGAGCUGAUUGUGGCUGAAGAAGAGGCCCUGGCAUUCUUGGAGGACCUCAAGGGCUGGAAAGUCACGGGUGAUCAAGAUAAAAUAGUGGAACUGAUUAACUUCAAACGGAACCUGUAUGAGAAGACCAAGUCGGACAGAAUAUGGAUUAAUGUUUGCCUGUCAGAUCCAGCACUUCAGCGUUUCCUGGAACAUACAGUUUUAUCGUACAAAAAUUCACAGCCCCCAAACAUCAAAUAUAACAGGUUUCUUCUCCGCUGCCUUCUAGACCCUCACAUCUAUUCAGUCUCCAAUUUCUCCAGUUCCUCGGUGAUCAUGGAGUGGAUCUUUGCCACUGAAGAAGAACAGCUGGAAGACAUUUCUGUCACAAACAUGGUUGACUUUAUUGGAAACCUUCAUCAGAGGAAAAAGAGCAUCCAGGAAACCAGGCUGAGUCCUGCAGUCUCUGCAGCAGCAGAGCAAGAGGCCAAGGUGGAAGUGACCACAUAUUUGAGUUCAGAUUUAUGUUCCUUACUGAAAGCCCUGAAGGACACCUCCCAGAAGGACAUAGAACUGUUGCUGCUCUCAAUUGUGUGGAGUGUAGGAUACCACACGGAACGCCAUUUUUUCCAAUAUCUCCUUGGAGCUUCAGAAAUUGACUUCAUGGCAAUGGAACUGCAAAAUGUGCAUGAGAAAUAUCUUGCUCUCUGUGGUCAGGAUGUGUAUAGAGCUCAGGCGUUCCUUCUUCUAAUGGGUCUGACAGUAUCAGUUGAUCAUAAAGAUGUGCCUCUAGAUGAGAAAAGCAGGCGUUUGGCUUUUAUGAAUAAACACAUGCAAAACUCCUGGACAAAGGAAACCGCUAAUGUCCUCAAAAAGCAUGAUAUCAAUACUAACUGGACAUUGCUGGAGAGAGAUUUGACUCACCUUAUUGAUGGGAAUUAUGAAAUUGCAAAUGAUGAGCAACAGGCAGGGCAUAUCCUAAGAGAAUUAGGAAGUAUAUUCCAGGAAAACAAUCUCACAGGUAGCUCAGAAUGUAAAGUUGUGGAUUCUAACCAGGACCAAGCUUGCAGUAACAUCCAAAAUCAUGAGUUCUUGAAUUUGAUCAAGACACUUGAGCUAGAAAAGUACUACCCAAACAAAAUGCAGAUGACAGACUUCCAACUCAUUCACAAGACAUCUUUAGAGCCCAGGGAUGAAAGAGAGCUGCCACUUUGUUUCUUGGAGAAACUGUUGACAUUGGACCAUCGAGUGAGGUAUCUGGUUUGUAAAGAUCACACUAGUAUUACACAAGGUGAAGCCUAUGUGCCAGGUGCCAUGGACGAUGAUCUGGAUUUCAUUUUUGGUGAUGUUAGUGAGGAGUGUCAUGAAGUUAUGCCGAGUGCUCUGAAACAUAUCCACCCAAUGGAUGUCCAGAUGGCCAUGUUCCAUUGUGCAGAUGAUUUCAUGAGGCAGUACAUUGCAACAAAGCUCUCCUUCUGCCAGUUUGCCCUCCCACUUUUGGUGCCAAAUCCUUGCACUUCGCAAAUAGAAUUCCCUCUCUGGUCCUUCUGUCAGGUUAACAAGAAAUGGAAAUGUGCUGAGAUAUUUCAAGAGAAGAUAAAGACUAGAAAAUGCAGAGAUGAACUGAUUUAUCAGGCAGUUACCCCUGUAGUGUCUUUCAUAAGAAUGAGCACAUCUUCAUCUUCCAAAUCCCAGCUUUUGAAUCAUCUGUUGAGUAAGCAAAAACACAAUAUCUUUUUCCAUCGCAACUCUAAAGGGAUCAGCAAGAACUGUAUUCUGAUGAAAGGCAUGGUGGAAAUUGCUUGGUAUUGUCCAGGUGGGAAGGAUGAUGAUGCUUUUGACACUUGCAUUGCAUUCACCAAUCUUCAUGGAAAUGCAUCAGAAUACAAGCAGCAAGCCCGAUUUUUGCAGGAGAUUGCCUCUGUCACUGUUGUCCUCUUGUCAGAAAGUGAUUGGACUGGAGAUGGCAAAACCUUUCUAGGUGAACUCCUCAAGUCUCCACAGCCUUUCAUUUUCCUCUGUGCUGACAAAGAGCAAAUUUCCACUAACAGGCAUAAAACACGAGUGAAAAUAGCUGUCAAAAACCGUAACGAGGCAGAAUUAGUCGAUGAGCUGACAAAAAUAAUUAAGUCUGCCCUAAAGAUUUCAAAAACUAGUUAUAGUCUGGAGAAGUGUGCCCCCCUUGCCAGAAAGCACGGCUUCCUUGUGGAUGAAGACAAAGAGGAGUGUGAAAGCGGGAAAAGAAUGGCUAAACAAAUAGUAAAUAUUCUGAAAAAAGAGAAUAAUCUAGCAAAAAUAAGCAAGCUUCUGCCUCUGCAAGGACAAUUGUGGCAUGAAUGGUGUAAGAAAGAGAGAGAACGGACUCAUUUGCAAGAUCACGAGAACAUGGGGCUUGAGCAGCAGAUUAGCCAAAUACAUUCCGCAAAGCAAAGAAUAAGGAAAGAUCAGCUCAGUCAGGUGGUCCCCCUUAAUGACCUUAUGCAAUCAUUUCUUACAUAUCUGCACUCCCCUUCACAUAAACUCAAAAUUUACUUUCUUCAGUGGCUGAAAAUAUUUCUGGAUGACCUGUCCAUAGACCACUUACCAGAACAUCGAACAGAGUAUUGUACUAUGUGGACACAGAUGCAGGAAAGAGAAAAUAGCAACUUGCAUAAUAAACCAGAAGAACUAUCCAAUGCAAUAAACGAGUCCACCUUUGGCUUAGAACACCUUCUGAGAGAGGCAGGUCAGCUUUAUGAAGCCCUGGUUGAUUCUACACCUCAGGAGAAUCAGGUUGUCCAGUUCCUGCCACAGAUAGCCGCUGAUCUGAUGAUUUCAGGGUAUCCAGUUGAGCUGAUGGAUGGGGCUGCUUCACAUGUGCCCUUAAAAUGGGUCAGUGCCAUCUUUGACAAAUUAGUUGAGAAACUGGGAGACAAAGAAGUGUUUGUUCUUUCUGUCCUCGGUGUGCAGAGUUCAGGGAAGUCAACCUUCCUGAAUGCAAUGUUUGGCCUUCAGUUCAGAGUCAGUCCAGGGAGAUGUACUAAAGGUGUUUUUAUGCAACUAAUCAAGGUGGCUGACUGCCUCCGGCCAAGGUUGAACUUUGACUUCUUGCUAGUUGUUGAUACAGAGGGACUUCGGGCCACAGAACUAGAGAACAGAUCCAUGCUUAAUCAUGACAACGAGCUAGCCACCUUCGUCAUUGGCCUUGGAAACAUGACUGUGAUCAAUAUCUUUGGGGAGAACCCGACAGAAAUGAAAGACGUUCUUCAGAUUGCUGUGCAGGCUUUCUUGAGGAUGAAGCAAGUAAACCUCUCUCCAAGCUGCUUGUUUGUGCACCAAAAUGUUGGGGAAAUAACCACAGAAGAAAAAAACCGGGAGAGCCGAAGAUGUACCCAGAAAAGUCUGGAUGAAAUGACGGUCACAGCAGCUCAGCAAGAAUCCUGUGAUGUGAAAUGCUUUAGUGAUGUGAUCCAUUUCGAUGUGAACUCCCAUGUGCACUAUUUCCCUCACCUCUGGGAAGGAGAGCCGCCCAUGGCACCACCAAAUCCCAGUUACAGCCAAAAGAUACAAGAGCUGAAAUGCAGGAUUCUAACAGAUGCAAAGGAAAAAUCUCAGCAGGGCUUUCUGAGAAUGUCUGAAUUAAAUACACGCAUCCAGAACCUGUGGGAGGCUCUACUGAAUGAGACAUUUGUUUUCAGCUUUAAAAAUUCCCUGGAGAUUGCUGCCUACAGUAGCCUAGAGAACAAAUACAGCAAAUGGAGUUGGGAACUGAGGCGCUUCAUGCUUGAUCUGCAGCAGAAGUUGAACAUCCAGAUUCAAAAUGAUAAAUCCUACAGCAUAGAGAGAUCAUUUCUGAAAGGAAGUGUUCAAGGCAAAUAUGAAAGUAUAAUGGUGGAGUUCGAGAAAUAUUUUUGUGAAGAUAAACACAGCAAGCUAAUAAUUCAGUGGAAAGGGAAGACUAAAAUUAAAUUAGACUAUUUAAUUGAUGAGCUCGUCAAUGCAACUCAUAAAAAAUGUGAAGAGCUUAUUAAUCUGAAGCAGCGCCAGAGGCUUUUUGAAGAAAGGAAAUACAAAUACAAAGAUGAAUUGCUUAGAAAGAGCAAAGAAGUGGCCCAAGAGUUCAGAGAAAAAGAUCUGAGUGAAAGUGAACUGAGAAAUUACUUUAAUGGCUUAUGGCAACAGUGGAUUACUGAAGUGGCCCCUCCCGUGUCUCACAAUAAAAAGCCCAAUAUUCAGGUUGACAUGGAACAUUUCCUUUGUGACCACUUCAGAUGUGAACGUGAUAUAAAGAAUAGGGUUAAACAAUCCUCUGAAUGGACAGCUUUUCCUGUUGAAGCUUCUCGGUUCUUAUUUGUGAAAACACUUUUCCUUGGAGAAAAUAAAGCUGCUAACAAAAGCCGCCAAGAAGUAACAGUCCAGCUGGAGAGGCUUGUUGAGGAAUAUAUCAAGAAGAAAGAAGAAGAAAUUAUGAAUUACAGCCCCAGCUAUUUUCAUGCGAUUGUGAAGAAAUUAGAAGAGAAAAUAUCUGAAGAUAAACACCUGAAAUCUUCCUACCGAGUGGAUGCUUCACUGUAUUUGUGCCAGAGGGCAGCAAGAAAAUUUACAGAAAUGUAUGAAGUAUUCCAGAGACAGAACGAUCCCGCCAUCUUCCUUGAAAGCCAGAGAGAAGACUAUUUUCAGUCCUUUGUCAUAUCCUGCCAAGGAGAAAAAUCCAUCACCACAUUUGCCACCUUUCUGUGCAAUCAGCUUGAGGAGUCAAUCUGUUGUACAAUCUACGAAAAGACUGCCCUUGAUGUAGCUGAUGAGAUGAAGUCUGAAGAUCCAGCUCUUAGUGGAAAUCGAGAAAAACUGGAAAGGUACUUGCUGAUUCAUCUUGCUGAGCAGGAAAACUUCGAGAAAUACAUGGUUUACAUUUAUGACCCCAGUUACUAUAUGGGGGAAUUUAUCAGACAACGAGUUGACAAGUAUUGUUUAGCUGGAGAGAAGCAAAUAUUAAAGAAUUAUUUAAACUCUCAUCUCAGUGGUCUCAAAAGUCUCAUUCUUGAUGCCAUUAAUGACUCAACAAGAAUUGUUAAAGAUAAAGGAGGCCACGUAUCCCUGUGGUUGGAUGAAUUCUGCAGCAGGAUAGGAGAUGACCUGAAACUCCCAAGGCACACCUUCAGUAACAUCGAGCAUCAAGAGGUGAAAGACAUCGAGUUGAUUAAAGAAGCAGUGAGUGAUUCAUUGUGCACUGCCUUUGAUCAUCUAGAACAAGCAUUCGCUAACCCUGACUUUGAAGCUUUUCCUGCAAAACCCCAUGAGAUCCUCUUGGAGCAGCUUUGUGGCUGCCUGAAGCAGUGUCCCUUCUGCAAAGCGGUUUGCACAAACACCAUUCCAGGUCAUGAUGGAGACCACAGCACUCCUUUCCAUCGUCCUCAGGCCAUAGCCGGCAUCCAGUGGGAAGGGACAAACCACCUUGUCACUGAUAUCUGCUCCAGUCUCGUGGCAAGCGAUUCCACUUUCGUGCUGGAUGGGAAGAAAAUUCCUUGCAAAGAAUACCGAAAAGCAGGAGGUGAUUAUGCCCAGUGGAACAUCCAACCAACUAUGAAUACAUUGUGUUGCUGGAAAUGGUUUGUCUGCCACUUUAGAAAGGAAUUAGAGGACAUCCACAAAGGGGUAUUUGAAGGAAAGGGAGCAAUACCAGAGAACUGGGGAAACCUAAGAAAAAUAUAUAUUAUUCGGGAAAUAAAAUUUGGUGGGAGUAUGCGAAUACAUCCUUUGAAACGUUUGUUCUCCACCUCUCUUACUUAAGGAGGCCUAUUUCUCCCGCACUCAGUUUGCUGAACAAAACAGAGAUUCAGCCCUGCAGAGAAUCCCUCCCUGUGCUGGUGCCUCCUUUGCAUUGCUUUUUCAGUUGUUACCUUAUUUGGGACAGGGAAGCAUUUUCUCAGACUUUCGCUAUGGAAAGCGCUUUGAGAACGUCUUGUUCAAAAGUGGCAUAGACACAUUUUGAAUAAUUGUAUUUAACUGAUCGGCAACUAGUUUUAUGCUGGAAACAAUUUUGAGGAGGAGGAGGUGGUGGAGAGUGGUGGGUCAGGGGGCCCUGAUUCUCAAAGCACCAGCAAUCCCCAUAGCCACACUUGGCACUUGCCUGUGGGUUGAUAACUGGGGGGGCCUGCAGCAGGGCCUCUGCAGGGGAUCAACUUGAGCCCUGGGGCCUCUGGUUGCUGAUCCCAGCUAUAGAACGGCUUCAUGCCUGCCUGAGGUGCAGCAGCCUCUUUCUGUGCAGCAGAACACACACACCCCUCCACAGCCUGCCCACACCCUACGUGCAUGCAGCAGGCAUCCUUUGCUUCCUGCCCUGUUUGAAUCUUGUUUCAGCUCCACUCCUCCUCCUCCCUCCUCCUCCUCUCCAGCUUCUGCGCCUCUUCUAGCCCUGUUUGCUUGUUGUACAGACUACCUGGAACAGAUCCUUCUUUCCUUCUUGAACCUCAAGUGAUCCUAGCCCCUUUGAGGGAAAUGCCCCCCAAAUGCUGGCUUGGAAUAUUUCCUUUGGCAUGUUGCUGUCUCUGGUUUCUGCUGCUCCCCUUUGGGGCCUGCUCUUGCAGCUCCACUCUCUGGACCCUGAACUUUCAAGGAGGCAUCAGAUCAGGCCAACUAAUGCAUGAUAGAAGCGGAGAGAGUGACUCAGUAACUGGACAUAAUUUUUCAAUCAAAAAUUUUAAGUAGUUCUCUUUCCUUGGAGUGUACUUCUUUGUUCCAAACAAAUGUGUAGGAAAUGCUUGAAAGGACUGGAAAUUAGAAAGAAAGCAUGCUAGAUUGCCGUUCUUUGGUUUUUGGUUUUAAAACCCAUUCUUAAAUACUAGGCAUCUUGGUAACCCAACUGACUUAAUCAGAAUGACCAAAAAAACAUUCUUUUUCUCUCAAUGCAUAUGUAACUUAUGGAGUUUAUUGAUUUUAACUUUUAACUUUCUAAUUUGUAAGGUUUAAAUUCAGUCUUAACUUGAUCUUGUUUUAUUAAUUUUAUAUUGCCUUUAUAUUUUAUCUGUUUUAAUUUAAAUUUAACUUGAUUUUAAUUCUGGGAUGUUGGUUGUUAGUGAUAAAUGGUGGCCUUCUUCCAAAGAUACUCCCACACCAAGUCAAAGGUCAGCAAAGUCAGGAUGGUGGGCUGGCACUUGUGACCUGAAGUCGUGGCUCUGGAGCCUGGAUUGAUGGCACAUGUUUGGGACAAAGGGAUUUCCCAGAGGUAACAGAGUCCCCUGCUGAGAGAGAACGGGAAACUGGGGGCUUCUUUCCCCUCUAUUCCACACCUCGAAGGGAGGAGGGAACACGCUAAUCAAGAAGAUUAAUAAGUAAUUAUUAAUAAUAAUCAAUAAGGCACCCGUGGGAUUCUUGCUGGAUCACUUGAUGGAGCAUCCUCUGCUUCAGCCCCUCUGUUCUUCUCCCUUUUCCGAAUUCUUGUAAAUCACACAGAUAUUUGUAUAUGGGGUGGUAUGAAAAUGCAGGACAUUAGAUAGAUAGAUAGAUAGAUAGAUAGAUAGAUAGAUAGAUAGAUAGUCAGUCCCCUGCCAUGUCUCUUCAUUUUUGGCUUUCUUCCUUAAUUGUCUUUAUUUGUAUUGCUCUCUUAAUGGCUUUCCCUGAUCCCAUCUGGAAGGCUCCCCUCUGGACAGAGGGCUAUGCGUCUUCUUUUCUUACAUCUUGCUCUGCCAAACAUCUUUGUUUCUUGCUUAGUUAGGAUGUUUCCUUUUGUCUCUCCUAAUCUGGGCAUUUCUCUUUCUUAAUAUAUUUCCCCGCUUUCUGGAGUGAAGAAGACUCCUCUCCAGAGGGAGAGUGACAGAGCUACUGCACUGCGUCCUCAACGGCCUCUUCGGCUUGAUUCCUCCAGAGUAGUGAGGAUGUGCUUGCAACUCCACAGAGGUAGCUAGGAGGCACAGAAGUGGAGCUUAUAGGAACAUUUGAUAGUUUACUCUUGGGAAUAAUGCAUUCUUAAGAAUUACUUAUUGUUGUUUUAAUUUCCUAAAACGUGUUAUUGCUAAUAUUCAAAUAUUCUUUUAAAAAAAAUUACCCCCUUUCCCAUUUAUUUGCAUAAACUGUUCUUGCAGUUGUUAACAUACAGAGGAUAAGUUCCUUUAUUUCUUUUCUCUCUCGGAGUCCAAAUAAUUUAGUAGACAUAUCACAAAGUCCACUGCUCAUUCUUUCCCUUUUUUGAGUAAGUUUUUUGGGCUUACUCAAAGAAGUAAGAAGUAUGAGAAGCUCUUUGAAAGACUUUCUUUCCGCUUCCUCUUGCUUGCUUUCUCCUUUUUAGUCAAAUCUUGUUACAUUUUUUGUAAUAUGUAUUAAUUUUGUCUGAUUAUUUUGGUUUUAAAUGGCUGGAGACUUCUAGAGACUCCUCAGCUCAUAGCUUGGUAGACAUCAAAUUGCAUUGCAUUGCGUUUCAACUGUGACUCUUCUUUAAUGCUGAGGCGCUUCACACAACACGUGUGAAGCGCCUGACGGGGUUCUGUGGGGAGAGAGGGCUUAACCCACUCUCCCCGCAGACAAGCAGCUGCUCAUAGCUGGGCAGCCGCAUUGACUGCCCACACAGCUGCCGGAUCCAUCACGCAAGUGCGUGGGGCUUCCUGGAGAGACCCCCAAACCUGGAGGUCUCCUUGUGUGUUGCCACGGUGCGGAGCCACACAGCGGCAGCACCCAAGCAACCAAAUGGGGUUAGCGGAGCACUAGCUCCACCAGCCUUGUUUAAGGGGAGGGGUCCCAGAGGCGUAAUUAGGGAAAACGGCGCCUAGGGCAAGCACUGAAAUUGCGCCCCGGCCGCAUGUAUCACGUUGCAGAAAGUCCUCUAGUGGGACCACGGCUAGUCCUCGAGUGGCGUUUCGGGCAAAAUCAGUUUUGUUUUGAUACUUUUGAUCUUAACGGACACUGAUCCCACCAUUAACAAAUGGGGGGUGCGUGCGUGUGUGAGUGAGAGAGAGACCCUGGCAAGCCACUAGAGGGCCUGCUCAUAAGCUCCGCAAGGUUAGAAGCGACGAAGGCAAGCAGCAUUGCACUGCAGCAAACUUUAGGCGCCUGCGGCGCCCAGCCAGCUGGAGCCAAGCAAUGGGGGGGGGCCCCGCCGGGACCACUCGUGGGGGAGGGGGCAUCACAUGCUCCUUUGACUGCUGCUGCGCUGCCAUUAAAUAAAUUUUUAUUUUUUUAAAAAAAAAUUUCAGUAAGGGGGGGAUCGGCAGGGGGGUCAUGGCACUUUUUGGCGCCCCCUACCAAGUGGCGCCCAGGGCACGUGCCCUGCCUGCCCCCCCCCCCUGUGGUUACGCCCCUGAGGGGUCCUUUAGCUAAUUUGCUGCCAGGAGCCACGAGGCAGCAGACAACCAGGAGAAAUCGGGCCCAGCUCCCUUAGCCCAGUUUCUCCUGGUCGUGUUGAUGUGAAUACCGGUUCGUCCCUGGGUCCGCCUUUUUGCCAAUCAAACAGACUCAGUGGGGAUCAAUUAGAGGCAAUUUUAUUUGCUGCUGCAGCCAGCAAGGUAAAUCAAUGGGCUGUUGCUCUGCAUUGAGAUACAAAUUGGUUAUAGGUGCAUCUUACAUUUAUACAGACAAUCUGAAUGAUGUUGACCCCUAGACAUUGGGUGCCAAUGUCUAGGGUGUCAACAUACUUGGCAACAUGUUUUGUUGCCAACAUACUUGGCAACAAAAUGGUGGACUAAGUAUCUAGUAUGCAUGCGAAUGAUUCCUUGUUCAUCUGGUGAUCGCCCCUUAUUUGGUUACAUCCUGUUUUCCAAACUGUCAGCAAAGAACAGUGAGAAUUCAUCUGGUGAGAACCAAGUUUCUUUAGAUACAAUUUAGUGGAGAAAGAUAAUGACGUUGAUCAUGUGAGGCCGUGUCCUUGAGCUGGCCUGAGCUGGGCUGGGGUUACUUUAAGUUAGAGUGAGGUAUUCUAAGUAAAAUGGAGAUACUUUGGUUUUCUAAAACACAUCAGUGUGAAUAGCUUCACUGUCUAUUUCGGAGAUUUAAGGAGGAGGGGGAACAGGAGUCUGUUUUUUUGUCUAGUUGUACGAAGCUUAUCAUGUUGCAUUGAAAAUGUUUCUUUCAAAGUCUCUUCUCUGUAAAUGCAUCAAAGUUUCUUUGUUUAUUUCCCCCUUAAUUUCUGUGUAAACCAUUCCAUGCCAGAAUAAACCACUUUAAUUGGUUUCACUAAAAGCA
This is a messenger RNA of Hemicordylus capensis (graceful crag lizard), 11415 nucleotides long. Its product is annotated as interferon-induced very large GTPase 1-like. The transcript has a single exon. Gene Ontology annotation, molecular function: GTP binding. The coding region runs from base 1 to 7035 and encodes 2344 amino acids. NCBI's taxonomy places the organism in Eukaryota, Metazoa, Chordata, Lepidosauria, Squamata, Cordylidae. The record is from RefSeq and is a predicted model, not a curated record.